GCCAUGUUCCCUGUCUGGAAACGCCUCCUGCUUUUUUGCUGCUUCUACUGCAAGACUGCGAAUAGUUUCCCGCCAAAUAAUGUCAGGUCGGAACCUAAAACACAAUCUCAUUUCUCCAUAACCCUGGGAGGAGUGUACGCCUCCACGGCUUCGUUUUUGGAUAUGUUUGACCUCGUUAACAACACUGGACAGUCUUUUUCUCAGAAGGUGCAAGAAUAUUUCGGCACAGACCAGGAGUCAUACUCGAAUCAUAUAGGAAUAAUCAGAAGGAUUAUUGGGUACGAAAACAACAUUCAGAGAGAUUAUGCUGGUAUCUCCUUCUACCAUGUCAACGGAGAACAAAUUGAAAUUGCUCAUAAUUACAUUCGCACUCUGCGACAGUCCAUAGCUGACCUCUCAAGCACUGCUACCACCGAGGACGACCUGGAGGAAAUUCGGGAAAAAGUGGGUGCGGCUCUGUACACCAUUCAGGAGUUCUACAGCAAUACAAACUGGAUAGAACUCAUGGGAAACAAGAUAUACGAAGAUUUCGGCCAAGAUAAUGUGACAUUGGUGGACAUUGCUAAUGAGCAGGAUAAUACAUGCGCUGACUGUGGAUUUAUAGAAGGGAUUAUAAUCUGCGACAACAAUAUCAGAGGGGAUAAAUUGACAAGUGGAUAUAAGUCAGGCCAAGACGUCACAAAACCUGUCAGGACGGGGUUUCUUGGUAAAUGCAGUCAUGGAUCGCCGGAUGACGAUAGUCGUUUUUCCACCGCAACAGGAGGGAUCUACAAAGGCAGAUCUAUUGUAGACGAGGCUCCUCACUCUUCUCUGCAUGGAGCGGCUUCCGACGCGGCAAUGGAUGCGACUGAGUACUUCCUUAUUGGCCAAGGAAGAGGGCUUUUGAGCCUAAUAGGCGCGGAAGCCUUCCGGGAUGUGUUUGGUCUUCGGACUAGGGAAGAUGUGGUUAAGACUUCUUUAACCUUUGUGAUUGACGUCACCGGGUCCAUGGGUGACGACAUUAAAGCCGUCAUAGCUGCCACGCAGAAUAUUGUUAACGAGGCAAAGGACUCUGAUUUUGUACCAGAGAACUAUAUCCUGGUGACUUUUUCGGAUCCAGAAAGUUUAACGACGGGACAAAUGACUACAAACCCUCAGACAAUGAUCACGUGGCUUCAAAACAUUACUGUCAAUGGAGGGGGUGACUGUGCUGAAUAUGCUAUGUCUGGGAUGUUAAAAGGAAUAGAAAUGUCCAACGAAAAGUCUAAGAUUUAUCUCUGCACGGAUGCUGAUGCAAAGGAUGAAGAUAAACAAGGCGAUGUGAUGGCUGGAUUGAUAGCCAAGCAGCUGACCCCCGUGUUUCUUCUCACGGGCCAGUGUUCCAGGAGAAGAAGAAAAAGGAACAGUGACGGGGCGGAGGAAUUCGAACUUCAGAAAAAUUUUCCAAAUGAAAAGAGCUCGCGUGGUCAAAGAGUAAAACGGUCCAGUUUACUGGUGUUCCAGAAAAUUGCAGAAGAGACCGGAGGACGAGUCUAUGAAACAAAAGUUGCAGAACUAGAAGCAAUUGUGGAGAAAGAGAUACAGGAUACCUUUCCAUCCUCCAAUGUUUUUGUCACACGUUUGAUAUUUCCUACCAACUCUAAGCCAAAUGAGAACAUCUCGGUACCAGUAGACAACCAUAUUGAGACACUUAAGAUUGAAAUUACAACUGUUUCUGCUGAAAGUGAAUUUUCCUUACUAUAUCCUAAUGGAUCUGACGUAAUGUUCUCAUCUAACAUUGAACAGAAAAAUAUUUUAGGAGGCAAAUUGACUAUAUCCAUUCUGAACCCAUCCUCCGGUGCUUGGAUUCUCACAAGAAAAACCUCAAAGGCAUGGAUAGUCAACGUAACUGCUCAGAGUCCGAUGGACUUUUCCACAAGCCUUCUUGCUCCUAGCUCUGAUGGGAACUCCUACUUCCUUUUAGGAAAUCCAAUUAUGGGAUUUAACUACUCAGUCGUCGUUGAUAUUCAAAAUGCAAACCAUAAUUUAACCUGUGAAUAUGCUUUACUGUUCGAUGACACUUGGAAUCAGGUGGCUGAAAUUCCACUGACAAAGAUGGCGGUUCAAGGAAUUUCUUCUUGUAUUGGACCUUAUGUACCAUUUAACAAGUCAAGUUUUGUACAAAUCAGUGGGACUGAUGAACUCGGAAACACUUAUCUAAGAACCCGUAUGUUUAGUAUCCUACCAACGUCCGUCAAGCUCCGUGUUUUACCGGUUCUAGGUGACCUAAGACUGAAUGAGGGGACAAACAUUUCGUUUUCCCUGACAAACACCGGGGAUUCUACAGCCGAGUUUAUUAUCACGAUAUCAGACGGUGACACUACCACCGACGUUCAAACGGGUUUCUUACAGGCUGGGCAAAUUUAUGAAGCGGUUGUCAUGGUAACGCCGGAUUCAUUAAAAUCAGUAGUUCUACGUUUCUCUGUCUCCCUGAAGAAUUACACAGGUGUCGUGCAAUCAGAAACGCGGCGCUUUUCAGUGACUGAUACUCGCACAGCAGACUGUACCGUUCUUGAUUAUCCAAGGACAUGUCCAGUGGAGUCGCUUAACACCUACAACUGUUCUAAGUACAUCUGGACUGGUUUGGUCGAGGUCUCCUCAUCUACCAUCCGCUUGUCAGAAAUAAUCGUGUCUUCUGAAGAAGUUGUACUAGAAUAUAUGAACCUAACUCUGGCGAAUUUUUCGUUACCUAUUUCAGUAAGGGGCAGCUGUUGUGUGCAGUCUGUUUUGAUCUCCAUUUUGGACAAAGACGGACAUUUCUCUCAAUGUCGUUUUGAACUUUCCAACCAGGCACUAGCUAUUGUAGAGAUUACAACUCCAGCCGUCGUAGAACCAAAGACGGAGGUUCUUAUUGUCAACUGGAUGAUGAUUGGUAUCGUGGUUGCAUCGGCUGUUGCAGGAAUCACCCUUGUAGCUGUUCUCGUCGUGCUCAUUUACAAGACCAAAUGCAACAAGAACAACUCAGGAACCUCUGUGUCCUAUACAAAAGAAAAACUCUAAAUCUGACGAACUUCACUUUUAAAAAAAUACUCGUGUUUAUAAAACUUUUAUUUCUUUAAAAAAAAAACAACUGAUGGUUAUAGGAAAUUUACAGUGAUCAUAUAAAACUAAAUGGAUUUAGAAUAUAUUACAUUGAAUUUUACAUAUAAAGUAAAAAAAAAAAAGGAGUAAAAAUGCACAUAUUAAUACGCAGAUUAAUUAAUUUGACCGUGAUUAGCUAUAUCCAUGGUUAUAUGAAGUAAAAUUUUAAAGAAAUAGUGGAGAAAAUACUCAUUUGAUGUAAAUACAAAUAUACAUGCUCUUCGAUUAAUUUAACUCAAUUCCCAUUCUAUGUAAACGUAAAUUCAAAGAUCAUUACAAAUGUAAAUGGGGAAAAGGCUUCGAAAAUCGUCCGAUAAAAAACGGGACUUAACUUUAUUGAUGUAAAAGUUAGAUAACGUGAGUCACAAGUUGGAGAUCGAUUUGUACAAUACUUGUAUUCUUGCCUUACCUAUAGAGCUUUGAACGGUAAAUGUUGUCAGCCUGGCAUAUGUACCUUACUCUAAUUGUUUUGCUGAAGCCAAUCUAAAUAUUUAUCUUAAAAUCUUCUAAUCUACAUGUGAUAGUUUGAUAACUUCAUUUUGUAUGAAAAUGUAUUUUGAAAAAUAUUGUGAGAUACUGUGGAAUCUUCAUUUUUCGUGAGGGACAACUGUUCGUGGCUUUCGUGUUUAACCUUUUUCCAUGAAUUUACAUCCCCACAAACAUAUACACAAUCAUUUGUUUACUAUUUAUCAAAAUUAUCAAAAUUAUCCUGAUUAUAAACUAAUUAACGUCCCUAAGAAUCAGGAAAAUUUUGAACAUUGACCCAAAUAAAAAUGAUUCCACAGUAAAA
Molecule: messenger RNA, 3889 nt
Organism: Magallana angulata
Lineage: Eukaryota; Metazoa; Mollusca; Bivalvia; Ostreida; Ostreidae
Exons: 20
Coding region: 4-3018 (1004 amino acids)
Source: RefSeq, a predicted model, not a curated record